CCUGCGCACCUCUGCGGCCAUGGACGACUACGACGCGGACGCCUACGAUGCCGGCGGUUACGGCCUGGAGGACGACUGCAACGCCGGAGGCAACGGCAACGACGACCUUUUUAGCGGCGGCGGUGGAACCCGGGACUUCCUGUCCAUGGGCCCGGGGUCGUCCUCCGACGGUGGGUACGGCGGCUUAUCGGCCGGCGCCUACCCCCACAGCGGAUCGAGCAGCCUACGGCCGAGACGCCUCCACUUCGACGGCCUCGACCUCAACGCGGAGCACGGGUGGUCGGAGGUGCAAGACCUUCUCCACGGUGACGAGGUCCAGGGAAGUGACCGUCCUCGUCCCAUUCGUGUUCCUCCACGGGGCCAGAACCGAACCCUCGGCCUGCGCGGGCCACGCAGCGUCCGCGGAGGAGGCCGAGCCGGGGCCAGCGGUCGCCGCAGAUCAGGCACCAGUGGAGGGACCGCACCUCCAUAUGCACAAGGUGGCGGGUCUGCACCCUUUGGCGCCGCAGACCUGCCUGCAGGGUGCCGUCCCCCUCGACAUGAAACGUCGGCAUCCGACGAAGCAACCAGAGGCGGUGGCCGUCACCGUCGUCGUGCCGUGCAGGCCGACACCAACAGGGCUGCAUGGAGUCCAGAACAUACCCAAGCCUUUUGCCGUAUUUACUGCAGCCAAAUCGAUAACGGAAACUGCGUGAGGGGUGUGAUGAACAAGUAUGGGUGGAAAGAGAUCCAGUCUAGAUUCUAUGCCGCCACUGGGUUUUGGCAUGACAGAGAGCAGUUUGGGAACAGAUAUAGGCAGCUCAGGGGUUUGUGGCAGUUCAUACAGCAACUGCGCACUGAUUCAGGGCUUGGCCGCCGACCGGAUGGAUCUGUUGUUGCCACAGAGGCUUGGUGGAAAGCGAACACAAUGGGCCAUCCUGAGUGGAAAAAACUGCAGUCCGGUUGGCCUAUUUACCUUGACGAGUUGGACCGCAUGUUCAUGGGUGUUGCCGUUGAUGGGUCGAGUUCAUAUGUGCCUGGAGAUGAGGAUCCUGUGGACGUCACCCCAAAUAAUGAAGAGGAAGAUUCAGAGGACGAUCAUGGCCUCCAGACCCCGUAGAGCACAGGAAGCAAU
Panicum hallii is the source of this 1114-nucleotide messenger RNA. RefSeq lists its product as uncharacterized. The coding region runs from base 20 to 1099 and encodes 359 amino acids. Gene Ontology annotation, molecular function: hydrolase activity, hydrolyzing O-glycosyl compounds. The record is from RefSeq and is a predicted model, not a curated record. The transcript is spliced from 3 exons. Lineage: Eukaryota; Viridiplantae; Streptophyta; Magnoliopsida; Poales; Poaceae. Gene Ontology annotation, biological process: carbohydrate metabolic process.